AUGAUGAUGCGUGCAUUGCAGCGGGUGCUCCGGCCAGCGUCGGUGCGUGGUCUUAGCACGACGGCGGAAGAGAAGAUGGCGACGUCCUUGCGCCAGGCGCUGAGCGCGACGCACGUCAAGGUCGACGACAUCUCGGGCGGCUGUGGCUCCAUGUACAAGAUCGAGGUCGCGUCGCCGACGUUCGAGGGCAAGAACCGCGUCGCGCAGCACCGCCUCGUGAACGAAGUGCUCAAGGAAGAGAUCGGUGGCAUGCACGGCCUGACGCUUAAGACGUACACGCCGGCCCAGUUUGAGCAGCUCCCCAAGUAG
Saprolegnia diclina VS20 is the source of this 309-nucleotide messenger RNA. RefSeq lists its product as hypothetical. The transcript has a single exon. The coding region runs from base 1 to 309 and encodes 102 amino acids. The record is from RefSeq and is a predicted model, not a curated record. NCBI's taxonomy places the organism in Eukaryota, Oomycota, Saprolegniomycetes, Saprolegniales, Saprolegniaceae.